This is a messenger RNA of Rhincodon typus (whale shark), 1365 nucleotides long. RefSeq names its product centromere protein R-like. NCBI's taxonomy places the organism in Eukaryota, Metazoa, Chordata, Chondrichthyes, Orectolobiformes, Rhincodontidae. The record is from RefSeq and is a predicted model, not a curated record. The coding region runs from base 124 to 699 and encodes 191 amino acids. Gene Ontology annotation, biological process: regulation of DNA-templated transcription; CENP-A containing chromatin assembly. Gene Ontology annotation, cellular component: nucleoplasm. The transcript has 8 exons.
CCUGACCAAGUGGCUGCAGUCUUUGUUUUAAUUAAGCUUUACAAACUUAACUUGAGAAUACAGCACAAAACGGCUGGAUGCUGAAAGCGGAACAAAGUUAACCGCCUUUCAUUGGACUCUGACAUGGUCCAGGUACUGACGGGCUUGAGGUUGCAACUCUACAGUACAAACAUCGAAAGACACGGCAACGCUUUGGUGAAAAAGCUUGAAAUGCACGAAGUGAGGAGAAGCGAGCCUGGAAUUCAGCAGCUCGAGCCGCGAGGAGUUAAACGGUCACUAAAGUUGGAAAAAAGGGCAGAUGAGGCAACACCUUGCAAAAAGAACCACAAGGUUUCCAUUGAAAGAUUUUCCCCAGUCACUGGAACUCAGUGUCUUAGCCCUUUUACCCCCAGGGAUGCACUCUGUGGAGCAAAAUCUGAUGUUGCUGAAUCGAAUGUGGAAAAGUCUAAAGUUUCCACAAAAGGGCAUCUGCAUGCAGCCCAGAAAGAAUUAAAUAUUUUGAGGUCAAAAGUGGAAAAGUCUGUCUUGGUUAUCAAAGCAACCAGAGAAAAGUUGAGUGCUCUGCAGGCUUUAGAGGGGAGAAAAGAGUUUGAAUAUUUCAUUGGUGCCUGGAACAAGUCGGGGGAUCUGACUGCUGAGCUCCAAAGAAACAGGGAACUCAUGGAAAGAAGAAGCAACCAAGCUGCUAAGGUUCAGUAGAACCAAAUAUGUAACUCUUCUAAUACGGUUAGCUUUUCAUUGUCAAUCAAGGCUACAUAGGUGCUUUGAUAAUUUUCCUUUUUGGUAGUCUUCCUUUUGUUAUAUUUAAUGCAACAGUAUAAAUUUCAAAUACAUUGCCUGAAAUUAAUUCUUGAAAGAAACUCUUCCAUUCUUUUUAAUUUCAUUUAAAGCUGAUAUGUUAACUUGAGAUUUAAUCAGUGGUGUAAUAUUAUGUUCCUAUUAAAGCCUGUUCACCUGUACAAGGCGCAAGUUGGGUGUGUGAUGGAAUAUUCUCUUUUGCCUGCUAUCACUUCUGGACAAAGCAGCCUUCUGGAUUGCCAUUCUGCCUACUAUCUUAAACAUUCACUCCCCCAAUUAUCACAGUAACAGGAAUGUGUCCUAUCUACAAGAUGCACUACAUCAACUCACCAAGACUACUUCAAAAACACUUUUCAAACUGCUGGAAUGGACCUGGGCAUCAGAUGUGUGAUGCAAGUUUCCUUCCAGAGCCCUCACCAUCAUGACUUGAAAAUAUGGCACCCAUUCUUCACUGUUGCUAAAUCAAAAUUCUGGAACUCUUUCCUAGCAGCACUAUGGGUGUGUCUACACCACAUACAUUGCAGCAGUUCAAGAAGAAAAGUCACUACCACCUCUUGAAUAAAUUAG